AUGAUUGUAUUCUUGGGAUAUCUGCUUCAUUUUCUCUUCAUUAAAUUAUUUCCUAGUCGUGCAUCAUCACGUACAGUUCGACAUAUAGAAGACACUGAUCUCCUAUGGCUGAAAAGUUUACCUUGUUCGGAUAAUGUUCGUUUGAUUUGGUGUGAUCCAAAUUUACAACGAGAAAAUGAUAUUCAAAACUGUUUAAAAGAAAUCGAUCGUAAUGCAUUGUUUAUCACCGAUGUAUCAUUAUGUCAGACUGUUGUUCAAGAAAUUCCUCGUAAUGAAUGUAAAUCCAUUUUUCUUAUUUUAUCGGGAUCAUUAGCAGAAGAAUUAUUACCACAUGUUACUUCCGAUGUUUAUACGAUUUUUAUUUUCUGUUUCGAUCAAACAAAUUAUUUACAUUUGAAAGAUCGUCCAAAAAUUGAUAUGAUUUCUGAUUCAUCGUCGAUGUUAAUUGAACGUAUUAAGGAAUGUUUGACUGCAGUUGAACAACGUUAUAGCAUGGAACAUAGACAAGAAUCAUUACGAAAUCUUUCCAAAGAAGGAGCUGCUUUUAUCUGGUUUCAUUGUUUACGAAAUGUCGUUCGUCGAUUCGAUAAAUCAGAUAGUGCAAAAGAAGAUAUGAUGAAACGCUUUCGCGAGUAUUUUAAAGAUAAUCCCAAACAGCUACGACGAUUAACCGAAUUUUCUCUCAAUUAUGAAGCUGACCAUUGUUUAUGGUGGUAUACGCAACCAGCUUUCAUAUCCGAUGUGCUUAAUAAAACGUUGCGUGCGUUCGACAUCGAUGGUUUGUUUGGUUUACGUUAUUGUAUAGCUGAUCUAUGUCAAUUGUUAGAAGAACAACCACGUUUAACAAGACCGUUGCUUGUUUAUCGAGCUGUUCUCAUGGACAGAGAAAAAUUUGAAGAAUUGACAAGGACUAUUAAUGUCAACGAUCUUAUAUCAAUGCGUGGAUUCUUAUCAACUUCAUCGAAAUUCGAUGUAGCAGAACGAUUCGGUUUGAAUGAUACUAAUGAUCCAAAGAAAGUCGAAGUUAUGUAUAAAAUUGAAGUACCACUUGGUUUGAACCAUAUUGUCUGCGCUGAUAUAGGAAUAUACAGUCAGUUCAGUCAGGAAGAAGAGAUUUUAUUCGAUCUCGAUUCAGCGUUCGAAUUCAUUGGAAUUAUUCAAGAUUCAACAAGGAUUGAUCGAUGGAUUAUUCAACUUCGAGCAACAGAUCGUGGUGCUGAUUUAGCCAAUAAAUAUAUAGCUGAUAGUAAUCGAGAAUUGGGAUUAUCGUCAGCCGAUACACUUUUCGGUAAAUUACUUAUGGACAUGGGAAAUGCUGAUAAAGCUAUUGAUUACUUUCAGUCAAUGUUAAACUCGUCAAGUGGCGAACAAACAGAUGUUUCAACCAUUCAAUCAAGGACUAAACGUAGUAUCGCUAUGAAUAACAUUGGUCAUGCAUGGUACUACAAAGGAGACUAUCAAAGAGCGCUUCACUGGUUUGAUUCAGCUCUGGAUACUCAACAACAGGAUCCCAAAUUAAUCAGUCAGAUUGCGAACACAAUAAACAACAAAGGCGUGUUGUAUAUGAUGAACGCUGAACAUACAUUAGCAUUUGAUGCAUUUGAACAAGCAGUUGAUAUCUAUUCUCAAUCGGAUAAUUAUGAAGGUUUGGCAGCAGCCUUUGAAAACGUGGGUACUAUCAAAGAUCAAAUAGGAGAAUAUGAGGAGGCGCUAGAAUUGUAUCGACGUGCAGACGAAGCAAUGCGUUUAGCUCACAUACACGAUCGUCAUCCGAUGAUUGCUGAAAAUAAGAUGAAAACUGCGAUUGUCUAUGUGAAGCAAGCACAAUGGGAAGAUGCUCUCAAUGUAUUAAAUGAAGUGAAAGACAUUCGACAAACUAUCUUACCACCUGCUCAUGUUGACUUGGGUCGAACUUGGUUUAUGAUCGGUAUUGUCUUACGAAAUCAACAGCGCUAUCAAGAAGCAUUUGAACAUUUCCAGCGAGCAUUAGCCAUCUACAUGAAAUCGUAUACCAGCGAACACCGAUAUAUUGCUGAUGUUUAUAAUUCGAUGGCUAAUUUGAAAAGUGUACAAGAUCAGUUCAAUGAAGCUCUUCCGCUCUACGAACAGGCUAAAGAACAUUUUCAAAAGUGUCAUCGUACUGAUGAACAUCAUGAUAUUGCUCGCGUACUCAAUAACAUGGGACAAGCACAUCGUCAUUUAGGAAAUUUAUCGGAAGCAAUCAAUUAUCUUGAGAAAGCAUUGCAUAUGCGUCAAAAAACAGUAGGAAUUGAACAUCCUGAUACAGCCACCACAUGGGCUAACUUAGGUCUGGCUCACAAAGCCAAUAAUGAUCUGAAGACUGCACUCGCAUGUGUUCAACAGGGUCUGAUCAUCCGACGAAGUAGAUUACGACCUAGCCAUGAAGAUUUGCAAGCGACAGAAGAAUUCGUUGCUGAACUUGAACAAGAGAUUGUUUCUCAAUCUGCGUGA
Messenger RNA from Adineta ricciae, 2472 nucleotides. Lineage: Eukaryota; Metazoa; Rotifera; Eurotatoria; Adinetida; Adinetidae. The record is from the annotation of a GenBank genome assembly.